Molecule: messenger RNA, 4558 nt
Organism: Limulus polyphemus (Atlantic horseshoe crab)
Lineage: Eukaryota; Metazoa; Arthropoda; Merostomata; Xiphosura; Limulidae
Product: trafficking protein particle complex subunit 12-like
Exons: 13
Coding region: 2306-4111 (601 amino acids)
Cellular component (GO): TRAPP complex; Golgi apparatus
Molecular function (GO): protein binding
Source: RefSeq, a predicted model, not a curated record
GGAGCCAGAGCAAAGAAGGUGGUCAAAACUCAACUGCAUCUGUUUUUGAUGAUUUUGGUAAACACCGUAUUCAACCCCAAAUUAUAUUUCAGAAUGAUCUAAAUGACAGAAGGCUAUUCAGCUUAUUGGGGUCAUCCAACAGAACAACCAGCUAAAGCACCAAAUCUGAGAUUUAUGAUGUUGGUUACCAAGUUUGGGCCCACACACCCCUGCUUAUUGGGGUCAUCCAACAGAACAACCAGCUAAAGCACCAAAUCUGAGAUUUAUGAUGUUGGUUACCAAGUUUGGGCCCACACACCCCUUUUUCUUUCUGAUACUGUUAUCUUGCUGUUACAAAUACUGUUUCUCCAUUCUCUAAUAUCAUAUUCACUGUUUUUUUCCAUCUCUAACUUGUAGCCUUUUAUUUGUCUGUUAAUAUUUUUGACAUCUUUAUAAUGUAUUUUAUUGGUUUUGUGCAUUUUCUUUGUAAAGAUGUAAAAAUAUCACUGCAAAAAAGCGUUAUUAACUUUCAAUUGGAUUGUUCUUAUAGGCAAUAUGCUGUUGGUUCAAAAACUUAGAAAUAAUGAUGCUUAGACAUUAGCUCGAAGAGCUGAAGGAAUGAACGUAUAAAUUAUUUCUACAGGGUUUAAUUUUGUUAGUUUAACUAUCAACCGGUUGUAUAUGAGUAUUCUGUGCAACAUCUCUAAUUAAGAAACAGUUUUAUUUUAAAAUAACUUUAGUACUGUGCUUUUAGUUGUUACAUAUUCAGUACAUAUCAAUUUUCUUUAGCUGUUGUACUUAAAGACAAAAAAUACACAUUUUAAUCAAAAACACUUUGAUGUAUCUAUUUUCAGUACCUAUUAUUUAUGCUUGUUACUUUAACAAACUUUUUUUAGGUAAAGAAUGAACACGUGUGCAUGUUGUUACAUAACACAGUUAAAUAAAUGGAAAUCUCCUCCACAGGGUAUUUUGUAACAUAGUGUAAAGUUUGAAAUGGAACUAAAAUUUUAAAAGCAGAUUCAGAGAUUAGUGGCACAUGUUUUGAAUAGGAAAUAUAAUCAAUGUUUUGUUUAAUAUCACUUGUUUGAAAUUUGAUUUCAUUUGACCAUGAGCUAUAAAAAUUGAUUAAAUCAAUAAUCAGUAUAUCAGUAGAAAAAUUAGAUAAAACAAUGCAAGGAAAUGCAAAACUUUCAGAAGUUCUGCUCCUCAUCCUAAAAUCCCAGAUUAUGUUCUGGCCAAACAAAUUUUACUGAUUAAUAUAAAGGAAAAACACAGUCAAAAUUAAGAGGCAAAUCAUUCUUCAAGUGUAUAAGGACAACAAAAUAAUUCAGUCAAAAAUCAUGUAUGGAUUUAAGCUAUCAAAGUUUAAACUUAGAACCAAUUUUAUUCCUGGUCUUUUUUUAUGGAGAUUUCACAUAGGCUGAUCAUUCAAACUCUGCAUUUGUAAACACCUAAAUCAAGUAUCUUUAAAGUUAAAAUAAACUUUUUAGAUUCAAAAUGCAACAUUUUUAUAAGAGGGAUCCAGAAGUCAAUUUGCUUUUUUUUUUCACAUGGGUAAACAUGUAGUAUUAACAACAAAUCUUUCUUUCAAAAAUGGUAAGCCUACUCUUACACAAGAUUUUCCUCCAAAAUUCCCUGCAAUUAAAGUACCAAAAAUACAUUAUUACGAUACUACUCAGUUAUUUAUAUUCAUGUCAGUCUAAAUUUUUUCUUCUACAUAUUUAUGUGGAUUUUAUAAACAGAGGAUGUGUUAGAACCUAUUAUUUUUGUUGAGAAAAGUCAUAGAAAACUUCAAUGAGCUAUUGAAAUUCACAGGACUAUGUUUUCAUACCAGGACAACAGUAUUAUAUGCUUUAGUUCCAUAUUAAGUGAUUUAUUACAUGGUUUUCCAAUACACAUUUUAUUGUGUUAAAUUUACCAUAAAUGUGCAUUAUAUAUGACAAUUAGCAAACCUGUGUUUGUGUUUUUAUUAUUACCAGAAAGAAAUCCAACUUUGUUGUAGAUUAAUCCAUUAAAUGUGCUGAUACAUACACAUACAGUGUCAGUUGAAUAUUUAUGAUGCAUGAAAAUUUCAUAUUGAUGAUGACAAUGCACAUAGCAAAAGUAUUUGUAAUAUCAUUAUUGCUCACUUUUUGUGUUUACAGGUACUGUCUCUCUCACAGAAACUUCUUAUUUUUGUCGUUAGGAAGAAAAAUCCACUGAUGCAUUGCAACAGCCAAGUUUGAGUCAGUAUUUUUCAUGUUCACCACCUGAUGGACAUGUUUCAAGAGAUCCUUUGGGCCAUAACUUUUUUGACACUUUAAAUUUUUCUUCAGAAUUUUCUCCAAUGAUGAAGAGUGUUUCUGACAUAACUGUAUUGCCAGGAAAUGAAGUAUUUGCAGGAGAUGUUAAAGGGAUUUCAACAGAAUCUCAACUAGCCUUAGAUGCAACAGAAUCAGAACCUGUAAGCUUUACCAUUGGAGGAGAAGUAGAAUUUGGAGUUCCUGAUGAACCUGAGAUUACCGGGACAAAUGAAGUUGAACAAGUUUUGGCUGAACCUGAAGUAAAUGAUAAAAAGCAUGCAAUAAGCCAGUUUUUUGUAGAAGACAAAAGUGGAGGUGAUGGAACUGGAAAAGCUUUUUUUGAUGCUUUAAACUCUAGUGGUCCUGACCUAGUGUCUCCUUCUCCUAUUAAAAUGAGUCAGUCUCAUUGUAUUUCUGAUGAGUUGGUAUGCAGUGGAGUGCCAUCAAAAAACAAAAGCUCAUUCUCUACUUGUACCUCUUCAUCUCCUGUUAUGGAAGAAGAAACUUUCUUGACUUCAUUAGGAGGAAGUGAUCAGUGUCAACAUUUUGAUGCUUGGAUUCCCACUGAGCUCACCCGCCAAGCUUUAAUUUCCAUGGUAACAUCUCCUCCAGGAACCUAUUUCCCUCUCAAAGACCAGCUUACCAUGCCUGGUAUAGUCAUUGAAGAAGAAUUAGGAGAUCCAUUGAAGGCUCUUUUAACAGAAGUUGAUCGGGAAGAGGUUCAAACACGGUUUCCUUUAACAGCUGAUAGUGUGACACAAGAUGAGAAUGGGCUGAGACAGUUAAUAAAAGCUAACUGUUACUAUGCUGCAAUAAACUUGACCACACGUCUUCUUACUGGUGUUGGACAGGGUCCAGGCUACAUAGGUCAUCCUUCUCGUCAUACACCAUAUUCUCUACAGUUGUGGUUUACAAGAAUGGCAUUGUUUGUCAAGCUUCGAAAGUUUGCUUUUGCUGAAGUGGAAGCUGAAGCUUUUGGUGACCUAGAUAACCCAGACCUUUAUUAUCAGUUUUAUCCUGACACUUACAGGGGAAGAAAAGGUUCAAUGGUUCCAUUUGCUUUUCGUGUUCUACUUGCUGAACUUCCUCAGUAUCAAGGAAACCACCAGGUGGCUUUGGAUAAGUUGUAUAAGAUUCUUGGAACUGUACAGAAGAUUUUAAACAACUUAAAGGAAGGCAAGGCUGAAGAUGGUAGUAUGUUGGAACUCACUGAUGCUCAGAGAAAAGUAUCAUUAGAGGUAUGGCAGCAGAGAGAAUGUCGAAUGCUUUAUUCCAUUUGGAACUGUGUUUUAGCUCAACGGGACUACACCAUGGUGGUUACUUUGGGAAGGAACUUACUAGAGAAAGAUAAAUCACGAGAACGUGAACUUUGCUUAGCGAUGGGAAGAAUACAUCUGCAGAUGGGAGAUAUUAAGGGAGCUCAGGAGUAUUUUAAUAAAGCCACAUCACUGAAAGUUGAAGCUGGUUCCAAAAUUGAAGCUGAAGUAGAAGAGUUAACAAACAGGGCUCUACUUGCUGUAGCCACAAAUAACUACUCUGAUGCAUGCAACCACUACAAACAGGCAUUAGAUAUGCAGCCUAACAACCCAGUUUUGCUGAACAACAUGGCUGUCUGUCUGCUGUACAUGGGCCAUCUAAAGGAGUCACUGACUUUACUUGAAGGAGCCAUUCAGUCUGACCCAUUGCACUGUCUACAUGAAGGCCUCCUAUUCAAUACCUGCACUCUGUAUGAAUUGGAAUCUUCACAUAGCAUGAGCAAGAAGUAUGACAUGUUGGGUUGUGUAGCCCAGCAUGUGGGUGAUAAUUUUCACAUUUCUUGUUUGAAGAUUCAGCUACCACACAAGUGUUAAGAAAAUCACAGUUAAAUAUAAAUUAUAACAAUAUUAUUUAUAUACAGUGAUUUUUUUUUAUGAGAUGACUGCAUCUUAGAAAUUGUGAAUUUUAUUCAAGUAAUCAGUUCAGAUCAACCAUUACUAUUAUUUAGUUAUUCCACUAAAAAAAUUGAUUAAGUUAAAAAAUAAUACAAUAAUACCAGUUGAUUUUUAAAUUUAUAAAUAAUACGUAAAUAAAAUGUAUAAAAAAAAUAUCUGGUAAAGUCCAAUUUUCUUGCAGGCUUACAGAACAAAUAAUGGAAGGGUGUGUGUGCAUUUCUGAAGUCUGCUUCCAGAUUUAAGUGUAGUGCGUAUUAAAUAAAAAUUGAUAAAAGUGAAAUUAGAUAGUAUGUUACUAACAGAACCUUGGAUAUUCAUUGAUUCAUGUAAGGUUUGAUUAAAGUUAUUCUAACAUCUUUAUCUGAA